GUCUCGACAAUCAUGGGCUGGUAUGGCCACAAUCAAAGCCAUCGAGGCCAGAUCCGUACAUCAAAUCCAGUCCGGUCAGGUCAUCGUCGAUCUGUGCUCAGUUGUCAAAGAACUGGUUGAAAACAGUUUGGACGCGAGCGCGACUUCCAUCGAAAUACGAUUCAAGAACCAUGGCCUGGAUUCAAUUGAGGUGCAGGAUAAUGGGACCGGAAUCUCUGCUGAAAACUAUGAAAACGUCGCGCUGAAGCAUUUUACUUCCAAACUUUCCAAUUAUGACGACCUUUCCAGUUUGCAGACCUUUGGGUUCCGCGGCGAAGCACUAUCGUCCCUUUGUGCUUUAUCGAAAUUCUCCGUCACAACUGCACAAGCACAGGAGGCACCAAAGGGGAAGCGUCUCGACUUCGAUGGCAUGGGGCGACUCAGCUCAACUACCUUAGUUGCUUGUCAACGGGGCACAACUGCCACUGUUGAGGGGUUAUUUGAGAGUUUACCUGUGCGUCGCAAGGAGCUGACUAAGAAUAUAAAACGUGAAUAUGGCAAGGUGCUUGGCUUACUGCAUGCUUAUGCUUGUAUCUGCGUCAAUGUCAAAUUUACGGUCAAGCAUGCUGUCACAAAGGGUAAGAGCACGAUCGUUUUCUCCACGAAAGCCAACGACAGCACUCGAGAGAACAUUGCGAACGUCUAUGGCGCGAAGACACUUUCGGCUUUGAUGCCGUUGGAUCUGACCCUGGAUUUCGAAUCAAACAUGCCACAUAUGGCUCAUAAUGACACGUCCAGCGGCAAGCUACUUGUCAAAGGCCAUAUCUCGAAGCCUGUUUUCGGAGAGGGAAGGCAAACUCCUGAUCGUCAAAUGUUCUUCGUCAACGGUCGACCAUGCGGAUUGCCGCAAAUUGCCAAAGCCAUCAAUGAAGUAUACAAGUCGUUCAAUGUUUCUCAGUCACCCUUUAUAUUUGCUGAUUUCCAAAUGGAUACGAAUGCCUAUGAUGUCAACGUAUCGCCAGACAAGAGGACUAUACUGCUACACGAUGCGGCAAUUCUGAUUGAAAAUCUGAAAACUGCACUGAACGAAAUGUUCGAAAAGCAAGAUCAAACGGUGCCUCAAUCUCAGCCGCACGCGUCUAGAUUGCCAUCUUUCCGGCAAUUGAACUUUGAACCGCGUCCUUCAUCCACCUCGCUCAGUCCCAAGAUCCAACAAGGGUUUGUGACGGCCAAGUCGAUUCUCCAAGAUGAAGAAGGUCUCGAGGAGGAUACUGAGACUGCUGAUGAAGAUGCACCAAAAUCCUUGAUGCUUGAGCAUUUUCGAAAGUUUACGAGCACCAGAGACGAGAACAGCGAUGAUGGUGAAGGUCGAAGAACAUCUGAAAAGGAAAAAGAACGAAGAGCGAAAGAUUUGGCGAAGAAGCUAGCAGAAGAACAAGGAUUUGAUGAAGAGCAAAUGGACGAUGAAGGGGAAGGAUUCGAACAAGGCAACGACAUCGAUGCAGUCGGGACUACUCAAAUUCAAAACACGGAAGCGUUACAGGAUGACCCUAUCAAGAUUCAUGUACAAGAUUUUAACGCACGAAUGGCUGAACAAAACGUAAAAUCUGGAUGCAAGGAUCAACCAGCCUCGCCCAAGCAUGGGAAAGAAUCGGAGAUCCCAUCACUCAGCCAGCAAUCUCACCAAGAGGAUAAAGGUAUCGUUCUCAAUGCCUUCGAGCGAAUGAGACCUAGGAAGCAGCCUGCAGAGCUUGCCACAGUAACGAUUGGAGAAGAGAAGAUCACAACCAUCGUUGGAUCUCAGUAUCCUAAAUCUCCAACUGGAAACGAAUCGACGAGCGAGGCUAGAACCAAUGUGUCUUCAUCAAGGCACGAGAUGCCUUCACCAGCAAUGUUGAAGUUCUCACAAAAGUUACGCCGCUUUGAUGCAGGGGGUGGUGAUGAUGGAGAAGAAUUAAAUUCGGCUGCCGAGUCAGGCUUCGACCAGAGUAGCUCGGAAGAAAAUACGGACCGAGAGACACCAGAGUCGGAUGAUGCAAUUCAUCAGCUUGUCGAGUCUGAUGAUCUUCAAGAUUCAGGAGAAUCUGCAACUCGAGACGGGCCUGCUGAAGAAGACGACGAUUCCGACUACGUGAAUGAGGAAGAGAAGCAAAAGAUCGAAGAAGCGCGCGUCGUGGAACUCAUUCGAGCCGCUGAGGAAGAUUCGGCGUUGGCCAGUAAGGAAAACAUCAAGCGGGCCGCAAAGGCCCUUUCUGGAGGUCGAAUUAAGGAUUCAACGACAAGCACACUCGCGACAGUUGAAUUUUCGCUAGAUAAUAUAGCUCAAGGCUUGGUGCAACUCGAAAACAUCAGGUCCACGACGGACGCGCUCAGACAUCGCCAAGAACACGGCCAUGUCGCCCAAGACCCGGAAGCACAACUCUCACUUACCGUGUCCAAGGGGGACUUUGCAGAGAUGGACAUUGUUGGGCAAUUCAAUCUCGGUUUCAUCCUUGCGACGAGGAAUGGCGAUGACGGGGAUGAGACCAGGUCAAGAACCAGGAAAGACGAAUUGUUCAUCAUCGACCAACACGCCUCCGAUGAGAAGUACAACUUCGAGAGGCUCCAGGCGGAGACAGUCGUGGGCAAUCAGAGGCUCGUCCAGCCCGCGGUACUUGACUUGACAGCAGUAGAAGAGGAAAUUGUGCUGGAGAAUGUUGACGCUCUCGAGAAAAACGGCUUCCUCGUCGAAGUUGACACAAGUGGUGAGACUGUGGUAGGACGGCGAUGCAAACUCAUCAGCCUUCCGCUGAGCAAGGAGGUUGUCUUCAACACCCGCGACCUAGAAGAGCUCAUCCAAUUGCUAGCAGAGGCUCCAGGUCUUGGGACGGAAAGCAGACACGAUGUUCCCCGGCCCAGCAAAGUCCGGAAGAUGUUUGCGAUGCGAGCAUGUCGGUCCAGCAUCAUGAUCGGUAAAACAUUGUCCAGGAAGCAAAUGGAGAAGGUCGUACAGCACAUGGGUACAAUCGACAAACCUUGGAAUUGCCCUCAUGGUCGACCGACGAUGAGACAUGUUUGCAGUUUGAAUGCUUUUCAGCCAUGGCUGGAGGGAGAUGCGAGUUCAGUGGCGGACGGCAGCACUCUCGCACUUGGUGAGGCGUUACAGAGAUUCGUAUCGGAAUAGUACCUUACAUAUCUGAGUAUACAAUAGAACGAGAAGAGGGAGGCAAUAGAUGGUUACACAGCCUCAGCCUGAUGCUAGUCAAUGAUAAUAUACAACUGUCCUCAUACCUACGAGUAAGGGAUGGC
This is a messenger RNA of Exophiala oligosperma, 3267 nucleotides long. RefSeq lists its product as uncharacterized. Gene Ontology annotation, molecular function: ATP-dependent DNA damage sensor activity; ATP hydrolysis activity; mismatched DNA binding. The transcript has a single exon. Gene Ontology annotation, biological process: mismatch repair. The record is from RefSeq and is a predicted model, not a curated record. Lineage: Eukaryota; Fungi; Ascomycota; Eurotiomycetes; Chaetothyriales; Herpotrichiellaceae. Gene Ontology annotation, cellular component: MutLalpha complex. The coding region runs from base 23 to 3142 and encodes 1039 amino acids.